AUGAGUUUAAUAAGUAUACCGCAUUCAUUUCUAAAGUGUGCCAUGUCUGGAGUUAGUCGAAGAUUUGGCGAUAUUCUUGGUAUUUCAAAGUCUAUAACGCGGUAUGGCGGAAAGCAUAGCGGCUCGCGUUCAAAACUUGAGCGCAAAGUGCUCGAGGAAAUGACUGCUGGCUGCUACUCUCGGUAUCUUGCGAACUACAACUGCUUCGUGCUACUACAGUGGCGAGAGAUCGAAGGAGUCGGACGUGCAAAUAGGGCGCGGAUGUGGAGGAGGCUUUGUGAGGGCGUCAAUGAGGCUUAUAGAACGUCAGGUGCCGCGUCUGGUGCCGCGUCGAGCGCGGAAAAUAUAGGUAUCCCGCCUUCGCCGGUUUUCUUCGAACAUCCACUGGACACUCGGCUAUUCGCCCGCGUUUUGCAGACAAAGCAUCUAUGCCAAAAGCAGAAGCUCCUUUGCUCUUUCCAGCGGCUUUCCUCUCCGGAAUCCGCUACUGCACUUCUUCAGUAUCUCGAACUGGCCGCGAAGCCAGCGGACCGCAGCGACGGAGACGCCGCCUUCGAGCCCGUUGUGGUCGGCGUCAAGCUUGCAUCCCGCGACUCCAGCGUGGUGUCGCACAUACAACCGCUGCUUGAAGAGUCCUCUAAGAUGUACCAAGAUCUCAACUACGAGAAGCUGCUCCAAAUUGCCAAGUGUAAAUCGAUUGGCGACGCAGACCCAGCGAAGUCGCAGGCGAAGAAGGUACUCGUGGCUCUAGCCGAGAACAAGCUGUCCAAGCCAAGGCUUGCCGACAACCAGCAGUGGCUUUUGUUCACGUCGUAUGCGCAAGGGUGA
Messenger RNA from Lachancea thermotolerans CBS 6340, 828 nucleotides. It is a transcript of the gene CBT1, whose product is annotated as Cbt1p. The record is from RefSeq and is a predicted model, not a curated record. NCBI's taxonomy places the organism in Eukaryota, Fungi, Ascomycota, Saccharomycetes, Saccharomycetales, Saccharomycetaceae. The transcript has a single exon. Bases 1 to 828 code for a protein of 275 amino acids.